GAUCAGAAUGCACAUUUUAGAAAGUAAGAUUGGAGUUUCACCACGCGCCGGCUCAAAGAAGAUCACACACUAAAGAACACAAGCUAUACAGCACGUAUCGUGGACACUGGAGAAAAGGAAAAAAUAAACAAUGAGUCUUAAUGGUGGUUUGGAAUCAGCUUCAAUGCUGGAAGAAAUGAUGGAAAUUACUGCUCAAAACCUUGUUAGAAUGGAGGUUUCUGAACAUUAUAAAGUCAUCAAAGAACUUGGAAAAGGCAAAUAUGGAAUUGUAACACUUGUGAUCCAUCGCCAAAGAGGUACACCCAUGGCCCUAAAAUUACUGCCAAAGACAAGCACCAAACAGCACAACUUCCUGUAUGAAUACUGUGUUGCUCUUUUCCUCUCUGCUCACCCCAACAUUAUCGGCAUGUUUGGUAUCGCAAUUGAAUCCAAGGAACAUUAUGGUUUUUUAUAUGAAGCUGCUUUACAAAGGGAUCUGAUAUCCAUUAUAAAGCCCAAAGAAGGUAUACCCGAACCAGCUGCCAAGCAGUGUACCAAACAGCUAGUCAGUGCACUUGAAUUCAUCCAUCACAAAGGACUGGUCUAUAGAGAUGUAAAACCAGAAAAUGUCCUAAUUUUUGGCCGGGACUGUCAGAAUAUAAAGCUUACGGACUUUGGAUUAACUCGCCCAAGAGGGACAAUGUUGAAACUUGUGUCUGGAAUCAUCCCGUAUACGGCACCAGAACUAAGCAACACACAAAAUUGUGAAGGAGUGUCCAUCGAUUUCACCCUUGAUGCUUGGGCAUUAGGUGUGCUUCUUUUCUGCCUGAUGACUGGAUACUUUCCAUGGGAGAAAACACUUCCCUCUGACCCAUUUUUUCAAGAUUUCAUUAUUUGGCAGGAAACUGGCAGUACUGAAGAGCUAUCAAAGCACUGGAAGAUAUUAACCACAGAGGCUAUGGAUAUGUUAAGUAAACUGAUGACUUUAAAUCCAUUAGAGAGAAGCCCUGUUAGCAAAGUCUUGUGGUAUUUAGACCAGCCAUGGAGAGUGGACAACUGUCAAGCAAAGGAAGUACUAGAUUAAUGUAUUACAGAACGAAAAGUUGAAAUUACAAGAUGUAAAAAUAUAAAGGUUCUGAUUCUAAUCA
Pelobates fuscus (common spadefoot toad) is the source of this 1127-nucleotide messenger RNA. RefSeq names its product serine/threonine-protein kinase SBK2-like. Bases 131 to 1063 code for a protein of 310 amino acids. Gene Ontology annotation, biological process: peptidyl-serine phosphorylation; peptidyl-threonine phosphorylation. The record is from RefSeq and is a predicted model, not a curated record. Lineage: Eukaryota; Metazoa; Chordata; Amphibia; Anura; Pelobatidae. The transcript has 4 exons. Gene Ontology annotation, molecular function: protein serine/threonine kinase activity; ATP binding.